Molecule: messenger RNA, 1246 nt
Organism: Pseudonaja textilis
Lineage: Eukaryota; Metazoa; Chordata; Lepidosauria; Squamata; Elapidae
Source: RefSeq, a predicted model, not a curated record
CUGCAGAAAGACCGGGAGGACGUUAGCGAGGAGAAGGAGGGAGGAGGAGGAGGAGGCGGAGAAACGACGCUGACGACGCCGAAGCGGGACAACCAGGCAGCGCCGGCGACGACGACGACAGCGGAGUGGAGCGCGACCCAGCGAGCGGAGCAAUGGCGUCGACGGAUUAUAGUACCUACACUCAAGCAGCUGCCCAGCAGGGCUACACUGCAUAUGCGGCUCAGCCAACUCAAGGAUAUGCACAGACUACCCAGCAGGCCUACGGACAGCAAAGCUAUGGCACUUAUGGGCAACCCACGGAUGCCAGCUAUACCCAGGCUCAGACCACAGCUACCUAUGGGCAGACUGCAUAUGCGAGUUCUUACGGGCAGCCUCCAACUGGUUAUACCACCCCAGCUGCCCCUCAGGCUUACAGCCAACCGGUCCAAGGGUACGGCACCGCUGCUUAUGACACCACGACCGCCACUGUUACCACCACACAGGCUUCCUACGCCGCCCCGACUGCUUAUGGCACCCAGCCUGCCUAUCCUACCUAUGGACAGCAGCCAACAAAUGCUACAGCUGCGAGACCCCAGGAUGGCAGCAAACCUUCAGACACCAGCCAAGCUCAGACUAGUUCAACAGGCUACAGUCAGCCGAGCCUAGGAUAUGGCCAGAGUAACUACAGUUAUCAGGUUCCUGGAAGUUACCCCAUGCAGCCGGUCACUGCCCCGCCAGCCUACCCACCAACCAGCUACUCUUCUUCUCAACCAAGCAGUUACGAUCAGAGCACUUACUCCCAGCAGAGCAGCUACGGGCAGCAGGGCAGCUACGGCCAACAGAGUAGCUACGGACAGCAAAGCAGCUAUGGGCAGCAGCCCCCCACCAGCUACCCACCUCCCACUGGAUCCUACAGCCAGGCACCAAGCCAGUACAGUCAGCAGAGCAGCAGCUAUGGGCAGCCAAGUUCAUUCCGCCAAGACCAUCCCAGCAACAUGGGUGUGUAUGGCCAAGACUCUGCAGGCUUUUCUGGCCCAGGAGAAAGCCGGAGCUUGAGCGGCCCUGAAAACAGGGGAAGGGGAAGAGGGGGAUUUGAUCGUGGAGGCGUGAGCAGAGGUGGGCGGGGAGGAGGCGGCCGCGGCGGAAUGGGGUAAGAGUAAACCUUUUUCUUCCUUCCUUCCUCUCAUUAAUUUGAUUUUAAACCCUGUAGGGUGUGUGGCUGCAAGAAGGGAAGGGCUGAAAGGGGCCAGAGCAAAUGGCCUUUUUU